This is a messenger RNA of Porites evermanni, 354 nucleotides long. Lineage: Eukaryota; Metazoa; Cnidaria; Anthozoa; Scleractinia; Poritidae. The record is from the annotation of a GenBank genome assembly.
UACUCCCUUGUAUUAUCCUCUAAAUUAGAAACAGCUAAGAAGUUCAAACAUUGGAUUAUCUCACAAGUUCUACCUUCGAUAAGAAAAUAUGGUUUUUAUAAAAUGUUUGACAACCCAAAUAACAAAAUGUUUAAGAUAGAAAAUGAAACAGACCUUCAUUACAAAGUAGUUCAACUAAUUAGAAAUUAUUAUCCAGAUUCUAUAUUAGUAGCUGGAUUGGGAGAGAAUCAAGAUACAGAGGAAAAAAGACUAGACUCAUAUAAAAAAGGAUAUCAACGAGGACAACCAGAUCUAAUGAUUCUAGAUUAUCACAGGGAAUAUAAAGGUCUCUGUAUUGAAUUUAAAUCACCAACU